This is a messenger RNA of Haliotis rubra (blacklip abalone), 529 nucleotides long. Its product is annotated as centromere protein S-like. Gene Ontology annotation, cellular component: FANCM-MHF complex; Fanconi anaemia nuclear complex. The record is from RefSeq and is a predicted model, not a curated record. Gene Ontology annotation, molecular function: protein heterodimerization activity; chromatin binding. Bases 1 to 501 code for a protein of 166 amino acids. The transcript is spliced from 4 exons. Lineage: Eukaryota; Metazoa; Mollusca; Gastropoda; Lepetellida; Haliotidae. Gene Ontology annotation, biological process: resolution of meiotic recombination intermediates; replication fork processing.
AUGCUAAACCACAUCCAAAACUGGCCCAAAAAUGGGGGUUCCAUAUUAAGGUACUACGUCAGCCGCCCACCCAACUACCUAACCUACCCCACCCACUAUGAAACUUUUGUAUUUACUGUACUUUUAUACCCCGAGACGCCCACAUGUGUCAAGAUUCUUCAGAGGCUGAAAGCGGCAGUACAUUAUACUGUGGUGAGGAUAUGUCGGGAGGUUGGUGAUGACCUGGAUGUCUCCAUCAACAAGCAAGUGAUGGCCUGCAUUGCAGAGACAACGUGGAGACAGUUUGCAAGGCAUGCCAAGCGCAGCACAGUGUUACCUGAAGACGUAAAGCUCCUUGUGAGGAAAAGUCCAAAAUUGCUGGAACACAUCAACUCGCUCCACAGACAGCUCACAGCCAACAAGGAGGAGCCCAGCAGGAAGAGGGGAGCCAGGCCGAACAAGAAGAAGUCAGUGGCUGCAGCAGAAUCCAACUAUGAGACAGAUGAGAACUCCAAUAUGUAGGAUUUUAAAAAUGCCGAUAUUUAGAACA